Molecule: messenger RNA, 1169 nt
Organism: Solanum lycopersicum (tomato)
Lineage: Eukaryota; Viridiplantae; Streptophyta; Magnoliopsida; Solanales; Solanaceae
Product: bet1-like protein At4g14600
Source: RefSeq, a predicted model, not a curated record
CUAGCCUAAUUGAGAGCCGAUCCAACUCCCUCGUUAAUCCCAAAUCCCAAUCCCAAUCGGCAAUCAUCUUCCUUCAAACACAAACCCUAAUAACCUCUCUCUUAGCAACUCGACGCCGGCCAAAUCGGUAAAGGAUUCGAGAAAAUAUCGCAUCGUACCACCAUUGUUCGCCGAAUCCAUCAGCUUGUCGUCUCCCUCAAGCACGAGUUCCAAAUGUGCCAUUUCUGCUGACUCUACUGUGAGAUUCGAAGCAUCUUCAUCUCUCCCUCGCUUUAGUUGGUUGCCCCCGAGAAAGGGUUUCGACGUGGCUUCAAUCUCAUCUGUUCCUUCUUCCAAUGGCUUCUAGCUCUCAUAGAGGUGGUGAUUUCUACGGUGCUGCUUCCCACAGAUCCAGAGAUGGAUUGAGUACAAGGGCAGUAGGUGGUUCAGAUGAAAUACAGUUGCGAAUUGAUCCCAUGCAUGGAGACCUGGAUGAUGAGAUCACAGGUCUUCGCAAGCAAGUAAAACAGCUCAGAAAUGUAGCACAAGAAAUUGAGUCGGAAGCAAAGUAUCAGAAUGAUUUUAUUAACCAACUGCAAAUGACGUUGAUCAAAGCUCAAGCAGGAGUAAAGAACAACAUGAGACGGUUGAACAGGAGUAUCAUCCGGGAAGGAUCUAACCAUGUGAUGCAUGUGGUUCUUUUUGCACUAUUUUGCUUCUUUGUGAUAUAUUGGUUGGCCAAGUUCUCAAGGAGAUAAGGGCAACCCUAUCUUUCUAUGCUGGUUUGCUGUUUCCUGACAAAGAUCUGAUGAAGACGCAAUCUAUUCAAACCGUCAAACAUAUGCUUGGCAGGUUUUUAGUGAUUGUGGAGUAAGAGUGCAGCUUUAGAAACUCCGAAUAUUUAGUCUUUAUGUAAAGUUUCCUAAUAUGUAGAAGCACUGUGGGACAAAAAAUCCCAGUGAAAGAAGAAAUAUCAUAUCUUGUAAUAUACAUUGUUUGCGACCUUGUUAAAAAUCUCUAUAGAUGAACUCAGUGAGACAAAAUCUCUCUUAAGUAGAAUUUUACUUCUCUGAUAAAAACAUCAUUUAAUAUUCCGUAGAUGACAAUUGACACAUUUGGAUAUUGUAUAUCAGUUUCUCAAAUGUUGGGUUUGACAAUGCCUUCAGUUAAUAAAUUUGCUAUACUGUUUA